AUGAGGCCCACUUUUUUGGACCGGCGAAGCGACGGGGCGGCUGCUACUGGACAACGGGCGACGAACAGCACCACCGUGCUGGCGUUGGGGCUGUCCUUCCCCAACGACGUGGCGCUGAGCGCAGACGGGGCGCACGUCGUGGUGGCUGAGACCACACGGUGCCUGCUGCUUCACCACUGGCUGUGCGGCCCCGCCGCCGGUACCACCGAGCCCUUCGCGGACCUACCGGGGUACCCGGACAACGUGCGCUGUGCCACCGACGCCGGCGACGAUGCCGGUGGGUACCACAACUGGGUGGCGCUGAACCGGGACAAGUCGUGGCUGGCGAACGGGACGACGCCUAGGUCGGUGGCUGCCGUCAGGGUCCACGGAGAGACUGGUGCCGUCACCAAGGCGCUGCGCGGGCUCGGGAACACCACGAUCAGUGAGGUGGUGGAGCGGGCCGGUGGCGCUCUGCCUUGGCUCCUCCACGCCCCCCCCAUGCGUGUGGUUGCCUACUUUCAUUCAUCUCGCUUCCCCGAACCCCCAUCCCGAGUGCCACACUCGCCUUGCCUCGCAUCGCAGUCGUGA
Sorghum bicolor (sorghum) is the source of this 570-nucleotide messenger RNA. Its product is annotated as protein STRICTOSIDINE SYNTHASE-LIKE 1. Gene Ontology annotation, molecular function: strictosidine synthase activity. NCBI's taxonomy places the organism in Eukaryota, Viridiplantae, Streptophyta, Magnoliopsida, Poales, Poaceae. The coding region runs from base 1 to 570 and encodes 189 amino acids. The record is from RefSeq and is a predicted model, not a curated record. The transcript has a single exon. Gene Ontology annotation, biological process: biosynthetic process.